CAGCAGGUGGCGGUAAAGCCACGUUUAGUUGUUUGCUGAUUGCAGGACAACACACGAAGAAGAAGUGACAGCGAGGGCGACGUACACUAGUAUUGUUCAAGCAGGGAAUAAAUAAGAUGGGAGACAGUGAUGACGAGUAUGACCGCAGGAGGAGGGACAAAUUCAGACGGGAGAGAAGCGACUAUGACCGCUCAAGAGAAAGAGAGGACAGACGCAGAGACGACUGGAACGACCGGGAGUGGGACAGAGGCAGGGAACGACGUAGCCGUGGAGAGUACCGGGAUUAUGACAGAGGUCGGAGAGAGAGAUUUACCCCGCCCCGACACGACAUGAGUCCCCAGCAGAAACGCAUGAGAAGAGACUGGGAUGAUCAUGGGGGAGACCCCUACCGUGGGGGAUACGACCUGGGGUAUGGUGGUGGAGGAGGACCCAGCUAUGGCCCCCCACAGCACUGGGGCCAUCCUGACCUGCACCUCAUGCAGCCUCAUCAGGGUAUCCCCAUUCAGGCUAGGCUGGGUAACAUCCAUGACAUGGACUUGGGCCCUCCCCCUCCAAUAAUGAAGAGCUUUAAGGAGUUUCUGCUGUCUUUAGAUGAUUCUGUGGAUGAGACCGAAGCAGUCAAGCGUUAUAAUGAGUACAAGAUUGACUUCCGCCGACAACAGAUGCAGGACUUCUUUUUGGCUCAUAAAGAUGAAGAGUGGUUCAGGUCCAAGUACCACCCAGACGAGGCCAGCCGACUUAAGGCCGAGGCCCAGAGUGCCCUGAACAAUCGUCUGAAUGUCUUUAUGUUCCUGUUGGAGAAUGGCUGGUUUGACAAUGUCUCCCUGGAUAUUGAACAGACCCCAGCAAUCAUCAAGGUUCUAGAUGCAGCUGUGAUAAAAAUGGAAGGAGGGACUGAUCAUGAUCUUCGUAUCCUGGACCUGCCAUCUGAAGAGGAGGAAGAAAGGGAGAAAUCUGCAUCUGCUUCAGGGGGCGCUGAACCUCCCAAAAGAGAAGACCUCAAAACUCUGGGGGUGGACCGCAAACCGUCAGUAGAGAAAGAGAAAGACAAAAAUGAGAAGGAGGAGGGCGACUCUGCCAGCACAGAGAGGACGGCCACAGCAGAAGGGGAAAAUGUGAAAGAAGAGGCAGAGAAGGAACCCGCUAAAGAAGAAAUACCUGAACCCAAGAAACCAAGAAGGAAGAGGAAGCGCAGUGGAGACAGUGAUGAUGAAGCCAGCGCCUCUGAGAGUGACUCUGACUCAGAUUCAGACUCCAACUCCAACUGCUCUGACAAACCUGUGAAGAAAGAGGAGGAGGUGGAAGACAAGGACGAGGAAGAAGAGGAGGGUGAAGAAGAGAAACCAAAGGAGACCUCUGAGGAGGAAAAGAAGGAAGAAAAGAAGCCCAAAGAUGACUCCCCCAGACCACGGCCUCUCCACAGGACUUGUUCUUUGUUCAUGAGGAGCAUUGCUCCCACUAUUUCCAAGGCUGAGAUUAUUGCUCUGUGUCGACGAUAUCCGGGGUUUCUGCGUGUUUGCUUGUCUGACCCGCAUCCAGAGCGCAGGUUUUUCAGACGUUGCUGGGUGACAUUCGACCGAAGUGUCAACAUUAAAGAGGUCUGCUGGAACCUUCAGAACAUUCGACUGCGAGACUGUGAACUGGCACCAGGGGUGAACAGGGACCUGGCUCGGAGGGUGCGUAAUGUAAAUGGCAUCACUCAGCAUAAGCAAGUACUCCGCAAUGACAUCAAGCUGGCUGCCAAGCUCAUUCAUGCUUUGGAUGAAAAAGGGGACCUGUGGACCAUCAAGUCUCAGGAAGAGGGGCAGAGCACUGAGUUGCCAGCUCAGAACCCCAUCUUGAAGAAUAUUACGGAUUACCUGAUAGAGGAGGUGAGUGCAGAAGAGGAGGAACUCCUCGGCUCUGGGAGUGGAAUGGAUCCUGAGGAGAGCGCCAAGGAAGGAAACCCUGCUGAGACGACUGUGGAGAGGGAUGACAAACUAGCCAAGGUUUUAGACCGUUUGGCCUUAUAUCUGCGUAUUGUGCAUUCAAUUGACUACUACAACACCUGUGAAUACCCCAGUGAGGAUGAAAUGCCCAAUCGUUGUGGUAUGAUUCACGUACGUGGACCAAUUCCUCCUAACCGCAUCACACAUGGAGAAGUGCAACAGUGGCAGAAGAUGAUGGAGGAAAAGCUGAUCCCUUUGUUCAGUUUAAAAGAAAUCCUGUCUGAGGAAGAGGCAGCAAAGAUGGGCCGCAAGGAUCCUGAAGAGGAGGUUGAGAAGUUUGUCUCUGCCAAUACUCAAGAGCUGGGAAAGGACAAAUGGCUCUGUCCUCUAAGCGGCAAGAAAUUUAAGGGUCCAGAGUUUGUACGGAAGCACAUCCUUAACAAGCAUGGUGAUAAAAUUGAAGAAGUGAAGAAAGAGGUGGCAUUCUUCAACAACUUCCUGAUGGAUGCUAAGAGGCCGUCACUUCCAGAGAUGAAGCUUCCUCCUCUUCCAGGCCCAGGUCAAGGUUUGCUUUCUCCCAGCAUGCCAUUUCCUCCUCAAGGUCCCCAGGGUCCAAUGGGCUUUGGACAGCCUCGUCCACCACUGAUGGGCUAUGGUGCAGGCGGACCUCCUUACCCCCCCAACCAAUAUGGAGGAGGCAGAGGCAACUAUGACAACUUCCGUGGACAAGGUGGCUAUCUGGGAAAGCCACGCAACAUCAGAAUGUCACGAGGUGAUCCACGCAACAUCAUUGAGUAUCGUGACCUGGAUGCACCCGAUGAUAUGGACUUCUUUUAGGAAGUUCACUUGUUAGUCUUUGUCUUCGCUCUUCACCAGUGUUGUGCUCCACUCGCUUUUUGUAGUAAUUACAUUGUUUCUCUUCUUAAAUAUUUCAUUUUGUAACUAUUGUGCAACGAGAACAAACCGAUGUACUGCUGUAAACUGGUCCCUAAAUAAAGUUGUGAUGAAGCUACAAUAA
Molecule: messenger RNA, 2946 nt
Organism: Acanthochromis polyacanthus (spiny chromis)
Lineage: Eukaryota; Metazoa; Chordata; Actinopteri; Pomacentridae
Gene: srrt
Product: serrate RNA effector molecule homolog (Arabidopsis)
Exons: 20
Coding region: 117-2765 (882 amino acids)
Biological process (GO): mRNA processing; primary miRNA processing
Cellular component (GO): nuclear body
Source: RefSeq, a predicted model, not a curated record